AUGACAGUAUAGCAUUAUUUAGUACUAGACUACUUGGACCAAUAAUAGCACAGAACUGAGAGAGCAGUUUGUUAAUAAUAAUUCACUCGCAAAAUCUCAAGGAGUUGGAAGCAAAAAUCGAGCUCUGGGUCAAUGGCAAAGAAGGGUUUGUUGAACCAGUACUUGUUGCAGCUUCAGCAUCAUCCACUGAGAACCAAGGCAAUUACAGCAGGGGUGUUGUCGGGGAUCAGUGACUUGGUUUCGCAGAAGCUCACUGGGAUACAGAAGAUUCAACUGAGAAGGCUUGUUCUCAAAGUGCUUUUUGGAGUCUUAUAUCUUGGACCUUUUGGGCAUUUCCUGUAUAUUGUACUGGACAAAAUUUUCAAGGGCAAGAGGGACUCAAAAACAGUAGCCAAGAAGGUGGUGCUGGAACAGUUGACAUCUUCACCUUGGAACAACUUGCUCUUUAUGGUUUACUAUGGGUUGGUUAUUGAGGGAAGACCCUGGACGCAUGUGAAAACUAAAAUUAAGAAGGAUUAUCCAUCAGUGCAGCUUACAGCUUGGACGUUCUGGCCAGUUGUUGGGUGGGUGAAUCACCAGUAUGUGCCGUUGCAGUUUCGUGUCAUUUUCCAUAGCUUCAUUGCAUUUGGCUGGGGAAUAUUUCUGAAUCUACGAGCAAGAUCCAUGGCAUUGACAAAGGCGAAAUGAAAACAAGGAAAUUGAGUCUUCAGAUGGGACAAAUGCACAGUUUGUGCUAGCUUAUUCUUUGUGGCUCAAAGAUGAUGUCUAAGCAUUCAUGUAUUUUUAAAUAAUUGAAUAUCAAUCCUGACUCUCUGUGUGGUAUCCGUGGAUUAUUUAUCAAUGAUUUCAUGCUUCACUAAGCAUUUGUCA
Molecule: messenger RNA, 870 nt
Organism: Quercus robur (English oak)
Lineage: Eukaryota; Viridiplantae; Streptophyta; Magnoliopsida; Fagales; Fagaceae
Product: peroxisomal membrane protein PMP22
Exons: 7
Coding region: 133-687 (184 amino acids)
Cellular component (GO): membrane; cytoplasm
Source: RefSeq, a predicted model, not a curated record